This is a messenger RNA of Nezara viridula (southern green stink bug), 600 nucleotides long. Lineage: Eukaryota; Metazoa; Arthropoda; Insecta; Hemiptera; Pentatomidae. The record is from the annotation of a GenBank genome assembly.
AUGCUCCAAGGGCUGUGCCGUGACGGUCAACCUAUCCCCCACCCAGGACUGCAGCACACACCUCAUUGGCCUCCGCCGCCUGACGACCUACCUCAUAAAGGACUUCGAUUCUCCUCGCACUUAUUCCUCAAUGGAGGUUUCAAAGCCAACGAGGGACUCGCAAACGUUUUGUCGGCAGCACGGCAACUUAACGUCCACUUCUCGCCUCAAGUGUAUUUCUUUUUCUCUUUUUUACUUCUGCCACCACAUAAUAUUCAUAGCAUUGAACGGCGUCCUAAACCUCCGUAUCUGAGAAAGAUCGGAAGGAUUCCGAAAAGGCUUGCCGCUAAUGCUUCCUAUCCGGCCGGAGAACGGAUCCGCCUUAGGAUAAUUGGUGAAAGAGCCAGCGGGGGAGGAUUAAAGAGGAGCGGGAUGGCUACCUGGGAAAUAUUACAAUGUGUGAGGAGGGCUCAAAACAUACUUAUCAAUUGUUGGAGGACUUGUACUACCUGGCCGCCGCCUCAAAGGCACCGCUCCCUUUUCACUAGCCAUCCUAUUCAACUCGAAAAUGUUAUAAUUUCUCCUCUUGACACGGGGCCACUCAACUGUUCUCUAUAUUGA